Phalacrocorax carbo (great cormorant) is the source of this 9524-nucleotide messenger RNA. NCBI's taxonomy places the organism in Eukaryota, Metazoa, Chordata, Aves, Suliformes, Phalacrocoracidae. The record is from RefSeq and is a predicted model, not a curated record.
CAGCAGGGCUGGCUCUCCCCUACCCCCGCUCCUUCCUUAUCAGCAAUUCAGAUUGCAUGCAAAUCUGCGGGCUUUCUUACAGGGGCAAGGCAAGGACCGAGCGCUUCUCCCGGGCCGCGGCUUCGGGAGAGAGAUAUCUCCUCCUCCUCCUCCUCCUCUUGGGAUUUUCUUCCUUCUCCCCUCCCCUGCUCUCCCCUCCCCUCUCUCCCUCCCUCUCUUUCUUUCCUCCUUUUCACCUCCUCGAACAAAAGUAGCCCUUCUCUCUGCGCCAGCCCUGCCUGCGAGCGGGGUCGCUUUGUCUGCCCGCACCGUCGGGGGCACCGGGAGCGGCACCGGGAGCGGCACCGGGAGCGGCACCGGGAGCGGCACCGGGAGCGGCACCGGGAGCGGCACCGGGAGCGGCACCGGGCCGAGCCGCCGCGGCGGCCGGCGGGCCAUGGCGGGGCGAGCGGCUGGAGCCCGGGUGCUGCUGGCGUUACUGGGGCUGGUACUGGGAGGCGGUGGGGCGACGUGCCCCGAACGGGAGCUGGAGCGGAGGGAGGAGGAGGCCAACGUGGUGCUCACGGGGACGGUGGAGGAGAUCAUGAACGUGGACCCCGUGCACCACACCUACUCCUGCAAGGUGAGAGUCUGGCGUUAUCUGAAAGGCAAAGACAUCGUCACUCAUGAGAUUCUCUUGGAUGGUGGGAACAAGGUGGUUAUCGGUGGCUUCGGGGACCCGUUAAUCUGCGACAACCAAGUCUCGACUGGGGACACGCGGAUUUUCUUCGUCAACCCUGCCCCACAGUACAUGUGGCCAGCGCAUCGCAAUGAGCUGAUGCUGAACUCCAGCCUCAUGCGGAUAACGCUGCGCAACCUGGAGGAGGUGGAGCACUGUGUGGAAGAACAUAGGAAGCUUCUUGCUGACAAGCCCAAUAGUUAUUUUACUCAGACGCCGCCGACGCCGCGAGAUGCAUGUCGAGGGAUGCUGUGUGGGUUCGGGGCGGUGUGUGAGAGGAGCCCCACCGACCCCUCCCAGGCCUCCUGCGUCUGCAAGAAGACGGCUUGCCCUGUUGUGGUGGCUCCUGUCUGUGGCUCCGAUUACUCCACCUACAGUAACGAGUGUGAGCUGGAGAAGGCCCAGUGCAACCAGCAGAGGCGGAUCAAAGUCAUCAGCAAGGGACCCUGCGGCUCCAGGGACCCCUGCGCAGAGGUGACCUGCAGCUUUGGCAGCACAUGCGUCCGCUCCACUGACGGCCAGUCGGCCAAGUGCGUCUGCCCGUCGUCCUGCAGCGGCGUGCCCGAGAGCACGGUGUGCGGCAGCGACGGCAAAGACUACCGCAGCGAGUGCGACCUCAACAAGCACGCCUGCGACAAGCAGGAGAAUGUUUUCAAGAAGUUUGAUGGCGCCUGUGACCCUUGUAAAGGCAUCCUCAAUGACAUGAAUCGUGUUUGCCGGGUGAACCCCCGCACCCGAAAGGUGGACGUGCUCUCCCGCCCCGAGAACUGUCCCCCAAAGAGGGAGCUUGUGUGCGGUGAUGACGGGGUGACUUAUGACAACGAGUGCGUGAUGGGGCGCUCGGGGGCCAUCCGGGGCCUGGAGAUCCAGAAGGUGCGUUCAGGGCAGUGCCAGCAUCAGGACAAAUGCAAGGAUGAGUGCAAGUUCAACGCUGUCUGCCUGAACCGCCGUGGCACCGCUCGCUGCUCCUGUGACCGCAUCACCUGCGAUGGUGCCUACCGGCCUGUCUGUGCCCGGGACAGCCGGACCUACAGCAACGACUGCGAGCGCCAGAAGGCCGAGUGCCACCAGAAAGCUGCCAUCCCCGUAAAGCACAGUGGACCCUGUGACCUGGGCACACCCAGCCCGUGCCUGAACGUGGAGUGCACCUUCGGGGCCACGUGUGUGGUGAAGAACCAGGAGGCCGUGUGCGAGUGCCAGCAGGUGUGCCAGGGCCGCUAUGAUCCUGUCUGCGGCAGCGACAACCGCACCUAUGGCAACCCCUGCGAGCUCAACUCCAUGGCCUGUGUCCUCAAGAGGGAGAUCAAAGUGAAACACAAGGGGCCCUGCGACCGCUGUGGCAAGUGCCAGUUCGGGGCCAUCUGCGAGGCAGAGACGGGAAGGUGCGUGUGCCCCACGGAGUGCGUUCCCUCCUCGCAGCCUGUGUGCGGCACAGAUGGCAACACGUACGGCAGCGAGUGCGAGCUGCACGUCCGGGCGUGCACGCAGCAGACGAACAUUUUGGUGGCUGCCCAAGGAGACUGCAAGUCCUGCGGCAGCACAGUGUGCUCCUUCGGCAGCAAGUGCGUGGGUGGGCAGUGCGUGUGCCCGCGCUGCGAGAGGCAGCCCUUCGCCCAGGUGUGCGGGAGCGAUGGCCUCACCUACGACAACCAGUGCAAGCUGCAGCUGGCCUCCUGCCAGCAGAAGAAGAUCAUUGACGUUGCCAGGAUGGGGCCGUGUGAGGACGAGUGCGGCUCGGGGGGCUCGGGCUCCGGCGACGGUAGCGAGUGCGAACAGAACCGGUGCCGGCAGUACGGGGGCUGGUGGGACGAGGAUGCAGAGGAUGACCGCUGUGUGUGUGACUUCACCUGCCUGGCAGUGCCACGCAACCCGGUGUGUGGCUCUGAUGGUGUGACCUACACCAACGAGUGUGAGCUGAAGAAGACACGGUGUGAAAAACGCCAGGAUCUCUAUGUCACUAGCCAAGGAGCCUGCCGCGCCCUUGCCACAACCCCGCCACCUCUCCUGGUUGUGCACUGCAGCCAGACCAUCUAUGGAUGCUGCCCAGACAACAUGACCUUGGCACUCGGAGUGGGUGCAGCUGGAUGCCCAAGCACCUGCCAGUGCAACCCCUACGGCUCCUACGGGGGAGCCUGUGACCCCGCAACGGGGCAGUGCUCCUGCAAGCCAGGCGUGGGGGGCCUGAAGUGCGACCGCUGCGAGCCCGGCUUCUGGAAUUUCCGCGGCAUCGUCACCGACAGCAAGAGCGGCUGCACACCCUGUAACUGCGACCCGGUGGGCUCAGUGCGCGAUGACUGUGAGCAGAUGACUGGACUGUGCUCCUGCAAGACUGGGAUCACAGGCAUGAAAUGCAACCAGUGCCCCAACGGCAGCAAGCUGGGCAUGACUGGUUGCGAGAAAGACCCAUCAGCCCCAAAAUCCUGUGAAGAAAUGAGCUGCGAGUUUGGGGCCUCAUGCGUGGAAGUCAACGGCUUUGCCCACUGCGAGUGUCCGUCCCCACUCUGCUCGGAGGCCAACAUGACCAAGGUGUGUGGCUCUGAUGGGGUCACUUAUGGGGACCAGUGCCAGCUGAAGACCAUCGCCUGCCGGCAGGGACAGACCAUCACAGUGAAGCAUGUGGGGCAGUGCCACGAGUCCAUCACUCACACAAGCCACCCCUCACCACCCACACCGCUGCCCACGCUGCCGCUGGACAAGUUAAUCCUUCCUCCACCACUGCGGCUCACCACCCGGGCUCCAGAACCCACCGAGCUGGCUACCAGCUCCCUGCUGUUGGAAGCCAGGCCUACUGAAAGAGGUCACCCUACAACAAAGCGCAUCACGACUGCCAGACCAGCUACUACACCAUGGAUGACACAUGGGGUGUAUAAGACCACCGUCCGCCCUCUCUCCACCGCACCGGUGGUCCUGGCCACCACCCAGCCUGCCUAUGUUGAAUCAGGCAGUGCAGAAGGCAGCGGGGACCAAGAGAUGGGCAUCAGUGGAGACCAGGAAUCUAGUGGGGCAGGCUCUGCUGGGGAAGAGGAGGUGGAGGAAAGCCAGGUAACUUCCACCCCAGCCAUUGAGAGGGCAACGUGUUACAACACCCCGCUGGGAUGCUGCUCUGAUGGCAAGACUGCGGCUGCUGAUGCAGAAGGCAGCAACUGUCCAGCUACCAAAGUCUUCCAAGGAGUCCUCAUCUUGGAGGAGGUGGAAGGCCAGGAGCUGUUCUACACGCCUGAGAUGGCUGACCCCAAGUCAGAGCUCUUUGGGGAGACGGCCAGGAGCAUCGAGAGUGCGCUGGAUGAGCUUUUCCGCAAUUCUGAUGUUAAGAAGGAUUUCAAGAGCAUCCGUGUCCGAGACCUGGGGCAGAGCAGCGCUGUCCGUGUCAUUGUGGAGUCGCACUUUGACCCAGCCACUUCCUACACGGCAGCUGAUGUCCAAGGGGCCCUGCUGAAGCAGAUCAAAGCUUCCAAAAAGAAGACCAUCCUGGUGAAGAAGCCCCAGCAGGAGCAUGUCAAAUUCAUGGACUUCGACUGGAUCCCCAGGCUCUUCACCACCACUGUGACCACAACCACGGCCACCACCAUGGCACCCACCACCACCCGCAGGUACACCACAGCUACCGCUGCCACCACCGUCCACGUCCUGCGCCCAGACGCCGCGGGCCGACCCAGCACCAAGACGGCAGGAGCCGUGAGCACCAGGAGACCCACCUCCACCCUCCCUGCCACCACCGCCCGGCGGAAGCCCACGCGCCAGCCCCCCGCCAUGAAGAAACCCUCGCGGCCCUGCGACUCUCACCCCUGCCUGCAUGGUGGCACCUGCGAGGAUGAUGGGAAGGAGUUCACGUGCAGCUGCCCGGCAGGCAAAGGGGGAGCUGUCUGUGAGAAACCUGUCAGGUACUUCAUCCCCAGCUUUGGUGGCAAGUCCUACCUGGCCUUCAAGAUGAUGAAGGCGUACCACACCAUGCGCAUCGCCAUGGAGUUCAGGACCGUGGAGCUCAGCGGGCUGCUGCUCUACAAUGGGCAGAACCGUGGCAAAGACUUCAUUUCCCUGGCGCUGGUUGGCGGCUUCGUGGAGCUCAGGUUCAACACCGGCUCCGGCACGGGUAUCAUCACCAGCAAGGUCCGCGUUGAGCCUGGGAAGUGGCACCAGUUAGUGGUUAACCGCAACCGCCGCAGUGGCAUGCUGUCUGUCGAUGGGGAGCCCCACGUCAGCGGCGAGAGCCCGACGGGCACCGACGGGCUCAACCUCGACACAGACCUGUUCAUCGGGGGAGCACCGGAGGACCAAAUGGCUGUGGUGGCAGAUCGUACUGCGGCUACAACCGGCCUGAAGGGCUGCAUCCGCCUGCUGGACGUGAACAACCAGAUGUACGACCUGCGGGAGAAAGGCAGUGAUGUGCUGUAUGGCAGCGGGGUGGGCGAGUGCGGCAACGACCCCUGUCACCCCAACCCCUGCCACCAUGGUGGCAUCUGCCAUGUCAAGGAGGCAGAGAUGUUCCACUGCGAGUGUCUGCACACCUACACCGGCCCAACGUGUGCUGACGAGAGGAAUCCCUGUGACCCUACGCCCUGCCACGUCUCUGCCACCUGCCUGGUGCUGCCAGAGGGAGGUGCCUUGUGCGCCUGUCCCAUGGGCCGGGAAGGAGACUUCUGCGAGCUAGUGACAGAGCAGGACCACACCAUGCCCUUCCUCCCGGAGUUCAAUGGCUUCUCCUACCUGGAGCUGAAUGGGCUGCAGACCUUCGUUCCUGACCUGCAGGACAAAAUGUCCAUGGAAGUUGUGUUCCUGGCCAAGAGCCCCAGCGGCAUGAUCUUCUACAAUGGCCAGAAGACAGAUGGCAAAGGGGACUUUGUCUCUCUGGCCUUACACGAUGGCUACCUGGAAUACAGAUAUGACCUGGGCAAAGGGGCGGCUGUGCUCAGGAGCAAAGAGCCAAUUCCCCUCAACACCUGGAUAAGUGUCUUGUUGGAGAGGAAUGGGCGCAAAGGGGUAAUGAGGAUCAACAACGGCGAGAGGGUGAUGGGAGAGUCACCGGUGCCUCACACCUUCCUGAACCUGAAGGAGCCAUUUUAUGUGGGGGGAGCCCCUGAUUUCAGCAAACUAGCUCGAGCAGCUGCCAUCUCCACCAGCUUCGACGGAGCUGUGCAGAGGAUCUCUGUCAAGGGGGUGCCUGUGCUGAAGGAGCAGAACAUCCGCAGCGCCAUUGAGAUCUCCCCCUUCCGAGGCCACCCCUGUACCCAGAAACCAAACCCCUGCCAGAACGGAGGCACUUGCAGCCCCCGGCUAGAGAGCUACGAGUGCGCCUGCCAGAGGGGCUUCUCCGGGGCUCAGUGUGAGAAAGUGAUCAUUGAGAAGGCUGCUGGAGAUGCAGAGGCCAUUGCUUUUGAUGGUAGGACAUAUAUGGAGUACCACAAUGCCGUGACAAAGAGCGAGAAGGCCUUGCAGUCAAACCACUUUGAACUAAGCAUCAAAACAGAAGCCACUCAGGGGCUGAUCCUGUGGAGUGGGAAGGGGCUGGAGCGAUCAGACUACAUCGCCCUCGCCAUAGUGGAUGGCUUCGUUCAAAUGACCUACGACCUCGGCUCCAAGCCAGUCGUCCUACGAUCCACGGUCCCCGUCAACACCAACCAGUGGAUUCAUAUCAAAGCAUACAGGGUACAGAGAGAAGGUUCCCUUCAAGUUGGCAACGAAGCCCCCAUUGCUGGCUCUUCUCCACUCGGUGCAACACAGCUGGAUACAGAUGGGGCCCUGUGGCUGGGGGGAAUGGAGAAGCUGAGCGUGGCUCACAAGCUGCCCAAGGCCUACAGCACUGGCUUUAUUGGCUGCAUAAGGGACGUGAUUGUCGACCGCCAAGAACUGCAUCUGGUGGAGGACGCUUUAAACAACCCCACAAUAUUACACUGCUCAGCCAAAUAGAGCCCCAGGGACCCUUCCUUCUCCUUCCCUCCCUCCUGCCUAUUGCUGUAAUUAUUUUCUAUUUUUGUAAACUUAUUGCUUUUUAUAUUUUGGGGGGAGGGGGGAAUGGGAGGGGAGGAAACACCUUUUCUUUCGGUUUAUCUGUUCGGUUGCAGUCUAUCCAGGUCAGUCAGACUCUAAUCAAACAGCAGCAACAAAGAACAAACCUUGAACCAAGUCUCCAAGAAGUGACAGAAGAACUUCCCCAUUACACCUGCAUUGUAAAACUUUUUCAUACUUGAAGCUUCUUUUUGGGUUAUUUUUCCCCCUCCUUACUUGUGUUCUUGGGUUGUUGUUCAUGCCCGUGGGGGAAAGGAUGCUGGUGCUGGCGAGAUGUGUGGCCUCCGUGGAUUCACUGCCUUCCCACCUCAGGCCUGGCCCCAAAGCCCCGCUCUGCAGGGCUGGCUGAGCAGGGAAGUGGCCACCAGAGAAGCGGCAGUUGCCACCCUGCUUUGGGGCCUGGCUCUGCCAAGCCUUCUCCUGGCCCUGUGUCCACCCUAUCUCCCUCCUCCCCCCUUCCUCUCACUAUAAUUUAUGUGUGUAAGAAUCUCAAGUGCUUUUCUCCUUUAUGCUCUGUUAAAAUCAGGGAUGCCAUGCACUGGAAGAGAGACCAAGGUCUGCUCUGAGCAGGCAGGAAAGCAUUGCUCUUUGGUUGUCUUAUGACUGUUUGCUGGACUGAGAGGUGCUGUAGGGGAAAUGUUGAUUUCUCUGUUGGCUCUCCUCCUCUUGGACAUGUGCAGAAGCAGCUGUGAAACCUCAUUUCCACGCUUUGUUUUUAUCCAGACAUGUCCUAACCACCUGCUUGCCCUGGCUGCUCUUCCCAAGAGCUUCUGUGUACCAAGCGUUGCCCUCCCCUGUGCACCAGUGAACUUGCAGCACCUCUUCAAGAGCUGGAAGUGUUCUCCCUCUUCCAGCGCUGUCAAACGGGCUGCCAGGGCACGGGGACUGGGUCCCUUUUCACUUUUAAAAAAAUAAUCUGUUGGAUGUGUCCUUCCAUGACCCAUGUCCAUUUUCCAGCCUCCGGGCGUGACUUUGCCCUCUGUCUACCAUGAGGAUGCUUGCAGCUGGCCAGCAUGGGAAUCGCUGUAGAGCUGGUAUUAGAGCCUCUCCCAUGAAGAGUAAUUGGAGUUUUACCUUUGACUAUAAGUUUUUGCAAUGCCCAGUGCAAUGCGGGGUCUUCCACGCCAUGAUCAAAGCUCCUCUGGAUGCCGCCAGCCCAGCAGCGAUAGCUGGAAUGGGAACGGGGCGUGAGUCAGCUGUCGAGGCAGUAGUGUUUGGGAGGAGGGGAUUUUUUUUUUUUUAAGGGUUUUCUUCCUCCGUGCAACUCUUGGAAGCAAAUACUGUGGUGCCAGUUACAAAGCCAGUAUGUGUGUUUCUGAAUGAAUGAGUGUAUGUUUGCGAGCGUCCGUCAACCAGCACACGUUUGCAUGCAAACCCUGAAUCUCCCGUAAGCAGGAGAAGAACAAACGGAUUGCAGCUAUGAAAGAAAUGACCCGCUCCAUUCUGGUUCCUUCUCCAUGGGAAGAAUUUACUGGUGCUGUGUAGCAUCUGUGUCCUUUUCCACCGCCGGGACACAGUGUGUCCCUUUCCCACCCUGAGAUGGCAGCUGGCUCUGUGUAAAACCAGCUUUAUGGAACGUACAGAAUUAAUCUGAAGGAUUCCACCAGGUAUCAAGUGUUAUUUAAUAUCCAGAGUGCCAUCGUUUUGCAGUUUUACCAUAAAUUUCUAGCGCACCUUGUAGUGUCCCUUUACAAAGUAGUGCACCCUUUAAAAAUGUUGUUUCUCGGCACUACGUUUUGAGCCAUGAAAAGUCAAAUUACUUUUCUCAGGGUGAGCUCUGAACACAGAUGUAAUGAAGGGGAAGAAUAUUGUAUAAAACCACUUGGCUUUCCUUUUUUCUUUCUUUUUUUUCUUUUUUUUUUUUUUAAUUAAAGGAAAUCUGUGCUCCCCCCCCCCCCCGCCCAAUCUCUACCUAAUCUAUUGACAUUCCUCUAAAAAUCCAGUGGUUAAAUAUUUCACGGGGGGGGGGGCUGCACCCUCUGUGGGAUGGAGCCUCCAGGGUGGGUGUGUGUGGCUGUGUGGGUGGAAAUACCACAUUUUAAGUGGCUAAUGUAAUGUAUAUAAAUUGUGGUUCCUGGUGGGGAGUACUGUGACUGUGUUGUGAAAGGGAUGGGCUGCUGUAUUUUGAUCACGAGGUGUAGAUAGAUGGGGGCUAACUAGGACUGCAGCGUGGGGUGGGCUGGGAGGGAAGCUCGAGACCCUCGGUCUGUGUUUUGAGAACGUGAGUUCUAGCUGGGCAAUGCAACUGCGUCGGCCGAGACUGAGGGCUGACCGUGCCAGCUCCGGAGGGAGAGGGGCAUGCGCAGAGGAAGCUGCUAAUUUUCUAGAAUGCCACUGGAAUGAAGCCAGGGUCACUGAAAAAAAAAAAAAAACCAACUAAACAAAAACAAAAACUCUGUCUGCUUUUGCUGGGGCUUGGAAAUGCCUUAAAACAGGACUUUGCGUCCUCGUUGCCAAGCAUCUUGAACCAAGGUCAGAUUCAGCAGUGCUCCCUAGGGGCUGUGCACUUAACUUCGGCUUUAUUUUUAAUAGCAUUUAUAACAUGUAUGUACAAAAAAAACAAGACAUUGAGGUUUGGGUUUUUUUCUGGUUUGUUUUUUUUUUUUUUGCCUUUUUUUUAAAAAAAAAGUUGUCCAUGUGGCUUCAUUUAUAGGGUAAAUUAAUGACCAUUGUGAACUGCUGUAUGAAUUCUGAAGGGCAAUGCACAGUAGAGGAGCAGCAUGAUAUAACCAUUACUAACUUGUGUCUUUCGUCAAUCACCAUGAAAUAAAGUUUGAAAACUAUUAAAUAUGUUUUUAAGGGG